Amblyraja radiata (thorny skate) is the source of this 2360-nucleotide messenger RNA. RefSeq names its product DNA topoisomerase 1. Gene Ontology annotation, molecular function: DNA binding; DNA topoisomerase type I (single strand cut, ATP-independent) activity. The transcript is spliced from 14 exons. The record is from RefSeq and is a predicted model, not a curated record. Gene Ontology annotation, cellular component: chromosome; nucleolus. Bases 72 to 1919 code for a protein of 615 amino acids. Gene Ontology annotation, biological process: chromosome segregation; DNA replication; DNA topological change. Lineage: Eukaryota; Metazoa; Chordata; Chondrichthyes; Rajiformes; Rajidae.
GUUUCCGGGUUGAAAGUUCACAAGAGAAUGAGAUGGGCUUGAUGGACGCUCCCUGUUGAAGGAAGCUAAGCAUGGGGAUCUCAUCGCCAGGUCAGUGUUUCGUGAUGUUACGAGCUAUGGCCUCCGUGACAAAAACGCCCGCUAUUAACGUCAACGUUAAGCAUACUUGUGUGUCUCUGACCUCUUUAACAAGCACAGCUACUCUUGUUCGGAAUGUACACUUUGCAUUCAAGUGGUGGGAAGAAGAAAUCUAUGAGGGUGGUGUGAAAUGGAAGUAUCUGCAACACAACGGCCCGUUAUUUGCGCCCGUGUAUGAACCCCUACCUGCAAGUGUUGAAUUCUGUUACAAUGGCCAUCCAAUGAGGUUGACUCCUGCAACAGAAGAAAUGGCCACCUUCUAUGCCAAAAUGUUGGAUCAUGAGUACACUACAAAGAAAAUCUUCAGACAAAACUUCUUUCUUGACUGGCAGAUGGAAAUGAGCGGCUCAGAGCAGUCGAUAAUCACCAACUUAAAUAAAUGUGAUUUUAGCCGUCUUCAUCAAUACUUCACUGAAAAGACAGAGGCCAGGAAAAUGUUAUCCAAGGGGGAAAAACAGAAAUUAAAGAUGAAAGAAGCCAAAGUGACUGAGAAAUAUGGCUACUGUAUAAUGGACGGGCACCGGGAAAGAAUUGCCAACUUCAGAAUUGAGCCACCGGGGCUUUUCCGUGGCCGUGGUGACCACCCAAAGAUGGGAAAGCUGAAGAAAAGGAUCAUGCCAGAAGAUGUCAUCAUCAAUUGUAGCAAAGAUGCAAAGAUCCCAGUGCCACCAGCAGGUCAUCAUUGGAAGGAGGUGCGUUUUGAUAAUAAAGUCACCUGGCUGGCAUCCUGGGUGGAGAAUGUCCAGGGACAAAAUAAAUACGUCAUGCUAAACCCCAGCUCCAAACUUAAGGGUGAGAAGGAUUUGCAGAAGUAUGAGAUUGCCCGGCGCUUGAAGGGCAGGAUCAAUGCGAUCCAACGUGAUUAUCGUGCAGCUUGGAAGUCAAGGGAAAUGAAGACACGACAACGAGCAGUGGCUCUUUAUUUCAUCGACAAAUUAGCCCUGAGAGCUGGGAAUGAGAAGGAGGAAGGAGAGACUGCCGAUACAGUUGGUUGUUGCUCACUCCGUGUGGAACAUAUAAGGCUGCACAAUCACAUCGAUGGCAUGCAGUGUGUGGUAGAAUUUGACUUCUUGGGAAAAGACUGUAUCCGAUACUACAAUAAGAUUCCAGUGGAAAAACAGGUAUUCAAGAAUCUAAAGUUAUUCACGGAGAAUAAGGAUCCUACAGAUUGCCUGUUUGACAGAUUGAACACCUCAAAUCUGAACAAGCACCUUCAAGAGUUAAUGGAGGGACUUUCAGCCAAGGUGUUUCGAACGUACAAUGCCUCCAUUACACUGCAAGAACAGUUGAAAGAAUUGACAAACCCUGACGACAGUGUUGCUGAAAAAAUCCUGUCCUACAACAGAGCGAACAGAGCAGUGGCCAUUCUCUGCAACCACCAGAGGGCACCACCCAAAACCUUUGAGAAAUCGAUGAAAAAUAUUCAGGCCAAGAUUGAUGCAAAAAUAGAACAAAUUGCUGCAGCUCAGAAAGAUCUGAAAAUUGCCAAGAAGGAUUGCAAAGAGAAGAAAGAUGAAAAAUCUGAACAGAUGGUGGAAAAGAAGAAGAAACUUAUCGAAAAGCUGGAAGAACAACUGAAAAAACUGGAGGUUCAGGCAACAGACAGAGAGGAGAACAAGCAGAUUGCGUUGGGCACGUCCAAACUGAACUACCUUGACCCCAGGAUCACUGUGGCUUGGUGCAAGAAAUGGGACAUUCCGAUUGAGAAGAUCUACAAUAAGAUGCAGAGAGACAAAUUUGCCUGGGCCAUCGAUAUGACGAAGCGGGAUUUUAAAUUCUAAAACAAAUGGUCACCUCAAAGCAAUUACUGAAUACCUCAGGCAGUCAAAACAUGUAACAUUAUAAAGAUCUGUGCUUCAUCACUCCUCUAAAUCUGUUUUUGUUAAUUUUGUAUUAGUUAUAAAUUUGUAUGUAAUAUUUUGAUAUGUUUUCUUUGUGCACAUUUGGUAGGAAAUAUUCAUGGAAAGAAUUAAGAUUAAAGUUAAUGAUAAAUACAAGCCUAAUGAAAGUUUCCUUUUAUCUGCAGUGUACAUCCAUAAGCACAUGCAGGAAAUGGCUUGUUUAAAAAAAAGUAGAAUCUUCAUUGUAAGCAUCUUAUGUUAUCUGUAACGUACACUACCACUGCCUGUAUAGACAACUUGGUGCAGGCCAAACUAUGGGCAAUGUCAUUGCUCCAAAUCAAAUGACACAAGUGCAAUAAAACGAGAAGUGUUAAAUGAAAA